GAGACAAGUCAGUAAAGAAGUUGACUAGCAAAGUAGCGUGACCGGUAACCGAUGGCAGGGACAGCUUUUAUUGUUUUCUUACCAUUUCUACUGUCUCUUGUGUCCGCAGGGCUGCAUUUCAACAAACACCAGCCUUGUUAUGUUAAAACAAUCAGGAAAGACGGCUUCGGAGUUCGGACGUCGCCUCGUCCUCACGAAUAUUUAAAUAUUUCCGAGCUACCAAAAUCAUGGGACUGGAGGAAUGUUAACGGUAUCAACUAUGUCAGCACCACCCGCAAUCAGCACAUUCCACAGUACUGUGGCUCUUGUUGGGCCCACGGCAGCACCAGUGCUUUAGCAGAUCGCAUCAAUAUAAAGCGCAAAGCGUCGUGGCCGUCUGCGUACCUCUCAGUGCAGCACGUGCUCGACUGCGGCCAAGCGGGUACUUGCCACGGUGGGGAUCACGGCGGCGUUUGGGAGUACGCCAACCAACAUGGCAUCCCGGAUGAGACCUGCAAUAACUACCAAGCUAAAGACCAGAAGUGUAAGCCCUUCAACCAGUGUGGCACCUGCACCACCUUUGGCGUGUGCAACAUCGUCAACAACUACACUCUGUGGAAGGUGGAUGAUUACGGAAUGAUCAGCGGGAGGGAGAAGAUGAUGGCAGAGAUCUACGCCAGAGGACCGAUCAGUUGCGGAAUCAUGGCCACAGACAAGCUAGACGCGUACGCGGGAGGUCUGUACUCCGAGUACCAGGAGAAUCCCUACGUGAACCACAUCGUGUCAGUCGCGGGAUGGGGAGUGGAGGAUGGCGUGGAGUACUGGAUUGUACGCAACUCGUGGGGAGAGCCUUGGGGUGAGAAGGGAUGGCUCAGGAUCGUGACCAGCGCCUACAAGGGAGGAAGCGGAAGUUCAUACAACCUGGCACUGGAGGUGGACUGUGCAUAUGGAGACCCGAUAGUUCCUAAGGACUAUCUAGUCUAGUGAAUCAUUGGCGUCAUUUUUUAAAUGUUCAUUAAGAAGGGAAUGUCAUUUUUUUGUUGAAAUAUUAUAGUCACUUUUAAAAUGUCAGUGUCAAUGUGGAUGCGAUUACCUGCUCGAAUCAAUCGAUUGUCUCAGAGACGCAAAAGCCUAUUAACAGUCUCACACAGAAUUGAAAAUAUAAACAGACUUCAAAUCACAACAAAAAUGUUUACAAACAAACAGAAAUAAACAUAUUAAGAAAGGCAUGCCGUUACCUGUUUUAAAGGCUCUAUGAUUGCUACAGAUUCAAGUGUGCCUUACACUAAAAAGAUGAUCUUUUCACACAAUGUACACAUGAGGACAACAAUGUGUCAAUAAAGUCUUCAAAGCGA
This is a messenger RNA of Doryrhamphus excisus (bluestripe pipefish), 1334 nucleotides long. It is a transcript of the gene ctsz, whose product is annotated as cathepsin Z. NCBI's taxonomy places the organism in Eukaryota, Metazoa, Chordata, Actinopteri, Syngnathiformes, Syngnathidae. Gene Ontology annotation, biological process: proteolysis. The record is from RefSeq and is a predicted model, not a curated record. Gene Ontology annotation, molecular function: cysteine-type peptidase activity.